This is a messenger RNA of Sceloporus undulatus (fence lizard), 5671 nucleotides long. RefSeq names its product ADAM metallopeptidase with thrombospondin type 1 motif 19 (gene ADAMTS19). Gene Ontology annotation, biological process: extracellular matrix organization; proteolysis. The record is from RefSeq and is a predicted model, not a curated record. Gene Ontology annotation, molecular function: metalloendopeptidase activity. Gene Ontology annotation, cellular component: extracellular matrix. Bases 399 to 3965 code for a protein of 1188 amino acids. The transcript has 23 exons. Lineage: Eukaryota; Metazoa; Chordata; Lepidosauria; Squamata; Phrynosomatidae.
UCCUCCUUUCUUUCCUCCCUCCCUUCUCUCUUUCGCUUGGCCUUCGCUUUGGGCGCCAGGGCUUCUUGCUCCGGACUAUCAGUCGCGCGUCUCCCGCAUCCAGGUCGGAGGGCGGGAAACAGGGGCCCUUGGCCUCCCUUCCCCUUCCCUCCUCCGGCCUCAGGCUCGGGCUCUCCUUCAUCCUGCGCCUCCCGGGAGCCCCUUCGCCCAGCGGCUCAAAGCCUCGGAGACCCUGCCCCCGGCUGCCAGGAAGCCAAAGCCCAAGGCGCCUGGGCAAACGCCGGGGCGCCCAAAGUUUGGCAACAAGAGUCGUCUGGAAGAAGCCCGGCCCAAAGGCCCCCGGGAGGAGGAGCGGGAGGGCAGCCGGACUGGCCCUGGGUCCCCUCCGCAGCGCCGGGAUGCGCCUCCUCCGCCUCCUCCUGCUCCUCUGCCAGCUGGGCUUCCUGUCAAAUGGGGUCGCCUCAGGCCUGCAACCUCUAGGAGACACUGAGGAGUGGGAGAUUGUUUACCCAGCAUUAUGGAGGAGGGACCAGCAGGAACCCGCUGGAGGCAGUGGUGAAGGAGGCAGCUGCAGCACUGAUGGAAACUGUGGAAACAUUAGCAGCAAUAUUAGUGCUACCUCUGCAUCCACUCAGGUGGUGGGCAGCUCUCGUGAGGUCCGCUCAGUUUCUUCCUCAUCUGAUAGGCAGCUGCAGCCAGUUGGGGAGACCUCAGAAGAUGAGGUUUCCGAGGAUGAAUAUGAAUCUCAGGAGUUCUAUCACUGGUCUCCUCUUCCUCAGGGAUCUAAUGCUACUUCUCAGCUACCACCUUCCCCAUCUCUAUCUUCUUCUCCAGAGGAUGUGGAUGAAGUGCUGCUGAGGAUACCAGCUUUUGCUCAGGAGCUCUAUCUGCUGCUCAAGAGGGACAGUCGCUUCCUGGCACCAGGCUUUGCUGUGGAAGAAAGACUAAAGAGUGAGAGGAGGAGUCUUCCAUACUCUUCCAAGACCCACACAGAGAGAUCGUGUUACUACAGUGGGUCUGUGCUACAUUACCCUGGCUCCUUCGCUUCCUUCAGCACUUGUGGUGGUUUGAUGGGUUUUUUGCAGAUGAAUGACGACUUCAUAUUUAUUGAACCACUCAAUCACACAUUGGCUGUGACAGGUCAUGCACAUCGGGUAUACAGACGUAAAAGGUCCAUACAUGAGAGAGCCACUGAAAAGCCCACUUCUCAUAGUCAGUACUGUGGUGUUCUUACUGAGAAAAGAAGAGCCAAAGGUCAAAGGGGACCAGAGAGUGGACGAGGAAAGAGAUAUUCCUAUAAAUUACCUCAAGAAUAUAAUGUGGAGACUGUAGUCGUUGCAGAUCCAGCUAUGGUUUCAUAUCAUGGAGCAGAUGCAGCAAGAAGAUUUAUUCUAACAAUUCUAAACAUGGUGUUUAACCUUUUCCAACACAAGAGCCUUGGAGUUCAAGUGAACCUUCGAGUGACUAAGCUUGUUCUGCUUCAUGAGACUCCAACAGAUAUGUAUAUUGGACAUCAUGGUGAAAAAAUGCUGGAGAGUUUUUGCAAAUGGCAACAUGAAGAAUUUGGUAAGAAAAAUGACAUCCAUUUAGAGAUGUCAACAAGCUGGGGUGAAGAUGUGUCACCAGUCGAUGCAGCCAUAUUAAUCACCAGGAAGGAUUUCUGUGUGCAUAAAGAUGAACCAUGUGAUACUGUUGGUAUAGCUUAUCUGAAUGGGAUGUGCAGUGACAAACGAAAAUGUAUUAUUGCAGAGGACAAUGGCCUGAAUCUUGCAUUUACUAUUGCUCAUGAAAUGGGACACAACAUGGGAAUAAAUCAUGACAAUGACCACCCAUCUUGUGCAGAUGGUCUCCAUAUCAUGUCUGGAGAAUGGAUCAAAGGGCAGAAUCUUGGAGAUGUUUCAUGGUCCCGGUGCAGCAGGGAAGAUCUGGAAAGAUUUCUCAGGUCAAAGGCCAGUAACUGCUUGCUUCAGACAAAUCCCCAGAGCCUCAAUUCUGUGAUUAUUCCUUCAAAACUGCCAGGGAUGACAUACACUGCAGAUGAGCAGUGUCAGAUCCUCUUCGGACCAACAGCUUCAUUUUGCCAAGAAAUGCAGCAUGUUAUUUGCACUGGCCUGUGGUGUAAGGUGGAAGGGGAGAAGGAAUGUAAAACUAAGCUGGAUCCACCAAUGGAUGGAACGGAUUGUGACACUGGAAAGUGGUGUAAGGCUGGAGAAUGUACCAGUAAGACGUCUUUCCCUGGACACAUGGAGGCAGAGUGGAGCACAUGGAGUACUUGUAGCAGAACCUGCAACACUGGAAUCAGCAGUCGACAACGUAGAUGCUCUGGUCCAGUUCAUGAUGGGGGAGAAUGCCAUGGUUCUAGAAUACAAUAUAAAAUAUGUGAGAAUCCCUCUUGUCCUCCUGGAGUACCUGCAUUCAGGGACUGGCAGUGUCAGGUCUUCAGUGUGAGGCCAUCCUAUCAGAAACAUGUGCAGCACUGGCAGGCUGUGAUAGAUGAAGAAAAACCUUGUGCAUUGUUUUGCUCUCCAAAUGGAAAAGAUCAGCCAAUACUAGUAACAGAGAAAGUUAUGGAUGGAACUUCAUGUGGCCAUCAGGAACUGGAUAUAUGUGCAAAUGGGAGAUGUCAGAAGUUUGGAUGUGAUGGCAUAUUGGGGUCUUUGGCAUGGGAAGAUCACUGCGGUGUCUGCAAUGGAGAUGGGAAAUCAUGUAGAGUUGUUAAAGGAGAUUUUAAUCAUACACGAGGAGCAGGUUAUGUAGAAGCUUUGGUGAUACCUGCAGGAGCAAGAAGAAUCAAAGUUGUGGAAGAAAAGCCAGCUCACAGCUACUUAGCUCUUCGAGAUGCCAGCAAACAGUCUAUUAAUAGUGACUGGAAGAUAGAACAUUCUGGAACAUUCAACAUUGCUGGUACCACUGUCCAUUAUGUGAGGAGAGGUCUGUGGGAGAAAAUUUCUGCUAAAGGUCCAACCACAUCACCUUUACAUUUACUGGUCCUCCUUUUUCAAGAUCAAAAUUAUGGGCUACACUAUGAAUACACUAUUCCCUUGGACCCCAUCCCUGAGAAUCAGAGCUCAAAAGUAUCUGAACCACUUUUUAUGUGGACACACUCAGGUUGGGAAGACUGUGAUGCUGUAUGUGGAGGAGGAGAAAGAAAGACAACAGUGUCUUGCACAAAGAUUAUGAAUAAGAAUAUCAGUUUUGUGGACAACAAGAAAUGCAAAUAUUUAACAAAACCUGAACCACAAAUUCGAAAGUGCAAUGAACAGCCAUGCCAGACAAGAUGGAUGAUGACAGAAUGGACACCAUGUUCAAGGACAUGCGGGAAGGGAACCCAGAAUAGACAAGUAGCUUGCACUCAGCAACUAAGAAAUGGAACCUUGAUCAGAGCCCGGGAGAGAGACUGUGUUGUCCCCAAACCCACGUCAGCACAGCGCUGUGAAGGCCAGGACUGCAUGACAGUGUGGGAGGCUGGAGUGUGGUCAGAGUGUUCUGUAAAAUGUGGAAAAGGUGUACGACACCGGACUGUGAGGUGUACCAAUCCUCGGAAGAAAUGUGUUUUGUCUACAAGGCCCAGAGAAGCAGAAGACUGUGAAGACUAUUCUAAAUGCUAUGUUUGGAGAAUGGGCGACUGGUCUAAGUGUUCUAUCACCUGUGGCAAAGGUAUGCAGUCACGAGUAAUCCAGUGCAUGCACAAGAUCACAGGAAGGCAUGGUAAUGAAUGUUUCUCCUCUGAAAAGCCUGCAGCCUACAGACCCUGCCACCUGCAACCCUGCAAUGAAAAAAUUAAUGUGAACACUAUUACAUCUCCUAGAUUAGCUGCCUUAACGUUCAAAUGUCUGGGAGACCAGUGGCCUGUAUACUGCCGAGUGAUACGGGAGAAGAACCUCUGUCAGGACAUGAGAUGGUAUCAACGUUGCUGUGAGACAUGCAGGGACUUUUAUGCGCAAAAAAUGCAGCAAAAGAGUUGACGCCUGGCAGGCAUUCUGGUUAGCUGUCAGCUCUUCACAGUCACAUUAUUUAUAAACACACACCCAAGCACGCUUCUUCAGACCAAAUAUUAUCAGAUUACAUAUAAUUUAAUCAAAUUAAUUUAUUUUUGCCUGCCAAGACUUUUUAUUUCAUGUUAUGCUCAGAGUUUCCAUGGUUAAUUUUUAUAUGAAUUAUUUUGGAUACAUUUAACAGAAGUUUUUUUAAAUUACUAUUUUAAAUGUUUAUAUUCAGUACAGUAAAUUCUUUUCCCACUUCCAAGCCCCAAAGAGAAAGAAGUAGCAAGUUCAUGGUUAGUUGUGCUAGAUGGGAUCACUUAAAAUGAAUGUUACUUCAUCUCCCAUAAAUGUUCCCUGCAUUGUUCCUGAUAAGAAGCCAUCAAGCUACCCUGAAUUUAUUUUUUGUUUAGGUGACUAAUUUUUCUGUAUCCAAAAAUAAAAUUCACUUUAUUUUAUUGUGAUUUUUUGGUGCUCAAAGUCAUAUAUUUGGUGCUCAAAGUCAGACUUCAGAUAUCUUUACAACAAGUUUUGGGGUGAGUUAAGCUAACAACAUUGAACAGGUUAUAUUACAGAAUGUAUUAGGAAAUCAAUUCUUAUUUUACUAAGGACUUUAUUGGACAUUCCAAACUUACCCCUGAGAUGUAUUUGCAUGAUAAAUAUAAAAUUUGACAUAGAACAUAUCUGGAUGUUGCCACAGCUUCCCAGUAUCAGUUUUCAUAACCACAGCAGCACAUUUUUCACUCAAUGAGUUUCAUCUUAGGAAACUGUUUGCUGCCCCCCAAAGUGGUUAUUAUCACUGCCACAUUGAACAUGUUUUACAGGUUUUUGGACAAAUGUACAAAGGUGGCUAUUAGUCACCAUACAUAUACAAUACUGUAGACUUCAUUCAGUUUUGUAUAUAGCUUCUGGGGAUCUCAGUUCACAAGGAAGUGUUGCAGUCUUGUCUGGCUUGUGAGCUUCCCAUAGGCAACUGGUCAGCUCCUGUGUGAAUCAAAUGAUUUUAUAGACUUUUGAUCUUAUCCAUUGUGGCUUUUCUUAUGUUCUGGGAAGCCGUCUCCAAAGAGAGGCUACAUCAUAUUCUCCAUAUGAAUUCGUCUUGGGGCUGCUGAGACACCUCAUGUUUAUAGGGUUUCUCUGUGCCCUUGGAAACAUACUGUAGGAAAUGAUCUACUGUAACUUAGAAACUUUUAUGAACAAAAAUAGACAAAAUGGCAAAGUAGGGAUUUUAAUCAUGUGCAUGAACAUAUACUUGAACACAAGUAUUGAAUCAAUUAAACACUGUAAAGAUUUACACUGAAUCUCUGUUGCACUGUUUAAUGUAGUGUAGAGAAACACCGUUCUAGAACUUGUAACAUCCUAUGAAAGAACUCAGUACUGUUUUAAUAUGUCAUUUGUGUUUAAGUAUUUUAAGCAAGAGAUACAAGUCUAGCUGUCUGUGCUCAUGUGUAUUCUCUUGGUUUAUCAGAGAGGAGAUUUACCAGAGAGGAGAAACCUAAUGUGUACCAUAAAUUGAACUAAAUUUUCAGGUUUUUUUAAAAUAAAAAAAAAUUUUUUUAGAAAAUAAUUGUGUGUUAAAUUCCUUGGUUUUUUUUAAAAAGAUCUUUAUAAAAAUACAGUUUUACAGGUUUGUGAAACGUGAACAAGACAACAUUUUCCUUAUGAGAAAAUAUUGUACAUGUGUCAUUUGA